AUGCACCGCAGCUGCCAACGCAUCACAAACCUGCUUCACCUUAAACAUCGACUUCCACUGUCGCUUCCACCGCAAUCGAUCAACUUCCAACCGACCGCCCUUCAUCGAAAUCUUAUCACCACCAUGUCCGAAAUCACCCACCCCACCAUCAAAGAUGGCUGGUUCCGCGAAAUCAACAAAAUGUGGCCUGGUCAGGCCAUGACCCUCAAAGUCAACCAAGUCGUGCACCACGAGAAGUCCAAAUACCAGGAUGUCCUCAUCUUCGAAUCUUCCGACUACGGCAUGGUCCUCGUGCUCGACAAUGUAAUCCAAUGCACCGAACGCGACGAAUUCUCCUACCAGGAAAUGAUUGCCCACCUCGCACUCUUCUCGCACCCAAACCCAAAGAAAGUCCUCGUCAUUGGCGGUGGAGAUGGAGGUGUCUUGCGUGAGGUGGUAAAGCACGAGAGCGUGGAAGAGGCGAUACUAUGCGACAUCGAUGAGGCCGUGAUUCGAUUGAGCAAGAAGUACUUGCCAGGCAUGUCAGUGGGGUUCAACCACCCCAAGUGCAAGACACACGUCGGAGAUGGAUUCAAGUUUUUGGAUGACUACAAGAACGAGUUCGAUGUGAUUAUUACGGAUUCGUCGGAUCCAGAUGGGCCAGCAGAGGCCUUGUUCCAGAAGCCUUACUUCCAGCUCUUGCACGAUGCUUUGCGAGAGGGAGGGGUGAUCAGUACCCAAGCUGAGAACCCAUGGUUGCACUUGAACAUCAUUCAGCAGCUCAAGAAGGACUGCAAGUCCGUUUUCCCUGUCGCCGAGUACGGAUGGACCACGAUCCCGACCUAUCCUAGCGGCCAAAUUGGUUUCAUGGUCUGCACCAAAGACGCGAACCGCGAUGUCACCAAGCCUCUGCGCACGAUUUCCGACGAGAAGGAGGAUGAGUUGUUCAGAUACUACAGCAAGAAGGUGCACGAGGCUGCGUUUGUGCUUCCCAAGUUUGCGGAGAAGGCGCUGCGCGAGUAG
Messenger RNA from Cercospora beticola, 1002 nucleotides. RefSeq names its product spermidine synthase (gene SPE3). Gene Ontology annotation, molecular function: catalytic activity. Lineage: Eukaryota; Fungi; Ascomycota; Dothideomycetes; Mycosphaerellales; Mycosphaerellaceae. The record is from RefSeq and is a predicted model, not a curated record. Gene Ontology annotation, biological process: polyamine metabolic process.